Helicoverpa zea (corn earworm) is the source of this 927-nucleotide messenger RNA. Its product is annotated as glutathione S-transferase 1-like. Gene Ontology annotation, molecular function: glutathione transferase activity. The coding region runs from base 127 to 780 and encodes 217 amino acids. The transcript has 6 exons. NCBI's taxonomy places the organism in Eukaryota, Metazoa, Arthropoda, Insecta, Lepidoptera, Noctuidae. Gene Ontology annotation, biological process: glutathione metabolic process. The record is from RefSeq and is a predicted model, not a curated record.
CAAUGAUAACAACCGUUUAUAAAUAAGUAAUUCGGCCAUGGCCUUGGUUAUACAGUGAUUGACGAGACGUCUUGUGAUACAGUCGCAGUCAAUUGUAUUUCAAUUUAAAAUAAUAAAUAAUCAAACAUGGGUGUGAAACUAUACACAUUAGACGCGAGCCCCCCGGCGCGCGCCGCCAUGAUGGCUCUUGAAAUAUUCAAUGUUCCCUUCGAGAAGAUAGACGUUAAUCUUGGUGAAGGGGAACAUUUAACACCUGAAUUUCUAAAAAAAAAUCCUAUGCAUACAGUACCUGUACUAGAGGAUGGGGACCUAAUUCUACAUGACAGUCACACGAUUCUGACGUACUUGGCCGACACCUAUGGAAAAGAUGACUCAUGGUACCCAAAGGACAUCAAGAAGAGAGCACUAGUUGACCAAAAACUAUUCUUCGAUUCCGCCAUUCUAUACGCUAGGGGCCGAAACAUUACUUAUUCAGUGAUUAUGGAGGGGAAGAAAACAAAAGAACAGAAACAUUUGGACCUUAUUGAAGAAGCUUACGGUUUUAUGGAAGCGUUUCUCUCUCGCACUGCCUACAUCGCUGCAGACCACGUGACGAUCGCUGAUGUAUCAGCCCUAAGCAGCAUGUCAUCCUUGGUGAAUUUACAGAAGUUUGACGAGAACAAGUACCCAAAAACUGCUGCUUGGUACAAGAAAAUGAAGAGUACACCAUACUGCAAAAAAUACAACGACCUUGGAGAAAAACUUGUGAUUGAAUGGUUAGCAAAACUCUUAAAUUCGUAAUAAUAUCUCGAGAGAGUUUUGGAUAUACAUAAUGAACAAUGACAAAAUAUUUAUUAUUUAUGUUAUAAAUAUUGUAAGAAGAAAACUUUUGCUUAAAACUGGAGUUGAAAGAAUAUGUUGUUUUGAAAGAAAUUAUUGAGCAUUUUA